CCAGUAUCGAGCGCAGCGCACGCAACCCACCUCUCUCGUUGUCCCCGCACACGCAACCUCUCGCACCGCACGCCAACGCAGCCGCCGCCUCUUCUCUUCCAUCGUCGUCGUCGCCUCGUCGGAUCUGGGGAGAAAGAGAGUGCGAGUCUCCUACCUCCGCCGCGUCCGCGUCCGCGUCCGCAUCACUCUUCCGCGCCCCGGCGCCGCCGCGUCCGCCACUUCUCCUCGCCUUGUCGUCCCCGUUCCUCUCUCAUAGCCGAGCUCCAGCCCUCCACCAUCCCCUCCUCCUUGACCGCCUCUCCCCUCGUCUGAAGGAGCACGGGGCUGGCAGCUGCGCCUGAGCCGCCACAAGGCCGUCAGGUAGAGAAGAUCCCGUGCCCACGGGCCGUUCCCGCCGCUGUCCGACGUCUCGGAGUUGCCAGAGUCGCCGUCGCCAUAUGAAGACGAGUCGGCGGGGAGAUGCUGGUGUUGGGAUUCGGGAGGGUCCAAUCUGCAGCAAAUCCUUGGGAGAUAUGACGGUGUAUUUUGGAAUGCUCGACGGCUUGCUGGCUGCAGAAGAGCUUCCUGAGGUGUAUUUUGGAAUAUACCGGAACCGAUGCCAGGAUAUACUCUGUAACGACUGCGGAAAAAAGGGCUUUCUUGGUUCCACUGGCUGUAUCACAAAUGCGCCGCCUGUGGCUCGUACUACACCAGAGUUAUCAAGACCGAGGCACCAGAUUGUUCCAUGUCGAAUUAACAGGUCCGCCGACGAGGAUGUGGAUGAGGACGAGGUCGAGCCCCUUCCCGGCGCGAUCUCCUUUUGGAGGCUAUUCAACUUCGCCGACGGCCUCGACUAGGCACUCAUGGCCGCUGGCACAGUUGCCGCCGCCGCCCACGAUGCAGCAUUCGUAGUCUACAUGCACUAAUGGUCCUUGAAUUUUCUCGACUGUGAGCGGAUUUAGUCUGCUCUCCACGGUCGUAGCGACGAGCCCCUCAACCAAUUUAAGCAGGUAAACCGUUGCUUCACAUGCUCGUCUCUUAAUUGCACGCUUGACAGGGCCUGCAACGUGAUAUUUAUUGCCUGACCCCCGAAGGUAAAUUCAACAACAAAUGUGUUUAGGAUCCACUUUAUUUCUGCAAGUUGAAGAAGUAAAGAUAUGCAUGCUGUGUUCUACUCUAUGGCCCACCAGGAACCGGGAAGACAGUAUUAGCAAGGGCUCUCGCCAGUAACAUCGAUGCUAACUUUUGGAGGUGUUGUUUUUACUUGAUUGAUGGUACUUGGUAUUUUCAUUAUGCGAGUAUUACAUUACACUGACGUAUUGUCUAAAACCAGAUUCUGUCAAGUGCUAUAAUUGACAAAUAUAUUGGAGAAAGUGCUCGUUUAAUCAGAUAAAUGUUCAGCUAUGCACGCGAUCACCGCAUAAGUUUUGCUCCGGCUUUCUUUUUGCAAAGUUAAUUGGUCUUAAGCUUAAUUCCCUUAUUAUCUGUAAGACACACAUGGUGGCAGAUGGUUAUGCAUCUACUGUUGCUGAGAUGCAAGCUAUGACUUGAUAGUUCCCUUGACUGAGAUGUUGUGCCAUCUAAAUAUAUUCCGGUCCAACACUAUAAAAUUUUAAACUUCAGAUCUCAGUAUCAGUUUUGCCCAACAAGAAGAAAUCAAACUGAUCUGAAUAUAAGUACAAGUGCAUUUCUUAGAUCUUUAAACUUAUAUCACCAUUUAGUUUAUUUAUGCUGCCCACAAAUUUUGUUUCAUCUUCUUCAAAUUAUUAUUUCUAGCCAUGCAUUAUCUUCAUGGAUUAAAUCGAUGCAAUUGGUAGGACAUGAUUUAGUGAGGAACCAGUAACGACCGUGAGAUCCAGCGCACGGUGAUGGAGCUUCUUAAUCAGUUAGAUGGAUUUCAUGAGCUUGGCAAGGUAAACUAACAUCAUCAGGGUUUUUUUUUCUCUAGAUGCCUUUAUGCCAUAUAUGCAAAGAAAUUGAUUCAGUCGAAGUAAUUUGCUUGCCUAAAUGUGUGUGUGAUAUGACUAGCUUUUCUGGCUCCUGGGGAAAGUAUAGCGGUCUCAAGAUGAAUUUUACACAUUAAGUUUAUUGUUCCUCUUUGCUGCAUUGCAUUGCUUCUAUGAAUUUUCUGGAUGCUGAUUUGCACAACAUUUUAUUUUACUCCCUUUCCUAACAUUACACAUUUUUUAGAGGGAAAAUUGGGGACUGUAGGUUUGUUCAGUCUGAUUGUUGACAUGCCAACGGAAGUGCCUGAUUGUCUGAUAAGCUUGAAUUCUAAUGAUUUCUUUCUUGCUGGGCUUGUUAAUUUUAUUUUGGGAAAACCCAUGAUUUUAUCCUAACCCAAAAUUUGCUAAUGUAGGAUAAGAGAAAUGGGAAUCGAAGCCUAAUUCUUUUAUAUUAGUAGUAAUGCACCGUGCAUACAUCUAAGUAUUAUUUAUGUUCUUUCCGAUGAACCCAUGAAUUGUCACAUUCUCAAAACCGUAAAAAUUUGAUGCAACAAAUAUUUAAUUUCUCCAGAUGUUCUGAGAUCUGGAUGAGAUUCAUAUUGUCUGACAUAGCUCAGUUUGUGAUGAAGCCAAUGAACAUAUUAGGAAAUAUUUUUCAACGAUGAAACCAGUUGGUGCUCUCUCUCUCUCUCUUUCUCCCCCCUAGAAAUGACCUACUUCUCUUCUUUAAUCAGUCUAAUAACUGUUUUCCCAUGGCUGUUGAACAGAUGUCAAGGUUUAUUUUUUUGCUGAUAUGUGCAAUCUUAUGGAUAUGUUUAUUUGGCAUAAUCUUCUAUCCUCAUUUGAAGCACCUUGGAGUUAUUUGGUGAUUGUGCUGCUAUGUUGGAUGAUCACACGCUGGUAUUAUUUUCUACUAGGUCUAUGAGUGGAAAGCAGUUGAUCUCGAACUGUUUGGUCCCUUGUUCAUUUUACUUACUUGCCUUUCCUGCCUUUUUGGCCAACUUAGGUGUUUGAAGCCCCUUUUGCGUAUGAAUCUUGCCUGGUGCGACUAGAAACUGCAUUCUCAAAUAUUCAACAAACUGUUGAAGUUAUCUGUUACAAGAUUCACCCAUUUUGUAGUAUUCAUGCCCUUAAGAUCUAAAAUAGCUCGAUCAUCUCCUUGUGAUGUCUUCUAUGUUGUUUGUUAUUACUUGUUAUUGUAUUAAAGCAAAUUUGUCAUUCUCAGCCAAGAUUGUCAACAAGUGUGCAUUAGCAAGCUGAGAUUUCAGUUUCACUUCCUCUUAGAAACUGUGAUAUCUUUCUGUUAUUUUCAGAUCUGCUUGCUCUGCAUGGAGCGAGAGCAUAGUCUGAAGAACUUCUCUGAUGAAGGUGAUGGGCUUCAAAAAAUUCUGCUAUAACUGUGGUGAAUCUGCCGUUUGAAAUUACAGGGCCAUGGACUCCAAUUUGCAGUGACGAAGUUUAUAUCAUGUUUGUGCUCAGUCUGUUAUUUCCCUUUAUCAAACACAUGGAUCUACAGCACACUAAUGGCAAGUUUGGAUUCACGGCGUUUGCGGCAUCCGCACUUUAACUUCUUGCUGGAUUUGGUGGGCAACGAUGUCAUUUGAUGUAGAACUGAGCUUGAACGCCGAUGCUGCCUCUGCCUGCUCAAGACACUGGCAAAGUCGCGUGGCCGAAGGCAGUCCCAACAGGUGGCUGCACUACGACAAGCGGGAAUGGCGAUGACCGCUACAUCUUCCGCGGCUACCGUGAGAGGUUGUGGGCUGCGUCGAGGGCUCUACUGCGAUGGCGAUCUGAUGAUGAAGCAGAUGAGGAGCUGCUCGAGCAGGCGAUGAUGAAGGCGAGCAUCGGCACGAUGGGGUUGGCGGAGCGUGCAGAUGAAGCUGCAGCGGCAAGUCUCGUGGCUGAAAUACAACGACAUAGAGUGGAGCAUCUGGUAGAUACAUCGUCUUUAGAUUGCUUGUUUAUUUGCUGAGUUUGAUUCACUUUUGGACAACCAUCGCAUGUAAUGCAUCUUCUAACCAGGUAUAUAACCUGCUGCCACCCCCUAAGAUUAAUAUACUUCCACCUCUAAUG
Molecule: messenger RNA, 3998 nt
Organism: Triticum aestivum (bread wheat)
Lineage: Eukaryota; Viridiplantae; Streptophyta; Magnoliopsida; Poales; Poaceae
Exons: 4
Coding region: 438-836 (132 amino acids)
Source: RefSeq, a predicted model, not a curated record